This is a messenger RNA of Paracoccidioides brasiliensis Pb18, 1749 nucleotides long. RefSeq lists its product as uncharacterized. Bases 1 to 1749 code for a protein of 582 amino acids. The transcript is spliced from 4 exons. The record is from RefSeq and is a predicted model, not a curated record.
AUGACGACGCGAAUUGAGAAUGUCCUGGCUGCUAGAGACUCCUCCCUCAAGGAUGAGAACGACUGGGAAGAGUUUGCCCUAACCGAUGUCAAGGUUCUUGUGCCUGGCAAGGCGCGCUAUGCUAAUGUCCUGACUGCUUCUCCAGAGAAUCCAGUCCGUGUCACAGGCCAGCUAGAAAUUGUAGAGGAGGAGCAGGAGGAUCUUGUCCUGGAUGAUAACUACCGAAAUAAACGAGUUCUCAUUGAUAACGUCACUCACUAUGCCUACGGACAACAUGACGAUGGUGAGAUUGGUUUGUGGGUUGCGGGCUCAGCAGGAUGGUUUUCCAUUGCACCCGCCAGAGGCUUCAAACCGAUGUUCAACGAAAUGGUAGAGGCCAUUGAUCUUCUUUAUUUUCUAGCGGAUAAACACCAAAAUAACAAGCGGCGGGGCAAAAAGUGGAAUCCGAAAAUAGAUUAUCUUUUCGACGAGUAUACGAAGCACACCAAUGGGGCUUGUGAGGAUGCAGAAGAUUCAGCGGAAGUGUUUUAUAAGCACCAUGAAUUUCUAAUAAACCAGAUGGUUCAGGGCAAGGAGAAUGUGGAUUGGGCUUCGACCCCAAUAUGUGCUCAUCUACGAGAAUUAUAUCCGGACGUCUUUGAGCGUGAGGAGGCAAUUGCACAGGAAGCCCGAGAUGAGAGUGAAUCGGACGAAGAACCAGAGGGAUCUCUUGAUGCUCCAGACGUCGGUAGAGAACAGGCUAAUACAGUGUUUGAAGUUAUCUUAGACAUGAAGGAGUCUGGGUUACUUUCUAAACGACGGCUUAAUGUGAUGACUGUUGCAGAAACCCUUCUAAAACGAUACGAGAUGACCUCUUUAAAUUAUGCUCUCGAUCUGAUUCGCGCACGAGCCGGAUUCCUUAUUGAAAUGAUGGAUAAUGCGCAAACCUCAAAAUUUGACUGGUCUCGAAAGGCGAUAUAUCGGCAGCUAAAAGAGUUGGAAAGUUCAGAAAGUCUACAAGACAUCAGUGCAACCCCACUGCAUCCCAGAGCGCCAAUGGGGGACAGCGCCUCUUCUCCAUCUGGAGAAGAAAGUGAAGAGGAGGAUGAAUUCCCUCUCCCAAAGGGGCGAAGGCGACGGGUACGGAAAUCUCUCCUUCGACCAAAGAUGAGCUCAGUUUCGGCCAAGGGAGCUAGCAAACGUAAUUCACAAGCGGUGGAAAAUACAGAUUCAGAUUCAGAAGAGGAGGAGCUGACGUUGGCGGAGGAUACAUCUUCGAAAACACGAGGCCACCGUCUGGUUCACGAUCCGUUGUCCGCGAAGGUAAAUGAGAGCACUCGUUCCGUCUUAUCUAGUUCAGACGUCGCCUCAACAAGGAAAAUACCAUUGCAGAAAAUCUUUGAUAGCAUCAUGGCGACCAAUCACCCUGCGAACAGUAACAACGAAAACAUAAGUCAUUCCUCAGAAAACUUAGAGCCUGCUAAUUUACCUCCGGAUACUUGGGUCUGUUCCGUUCAAGGAUGCGGUAAAAUUAUUUACAAAGCCGGUUCAAAACGAUCCAAAGAGUCGAUCCUAGACCACUCCCUGGUCCAUGCAGAGGACACGCAGACCAAACUGAACCUUGUCUUCGCGGAGCAGCGCCAAAAUGUCAACGUCUCCAUUAGUCAUCUUAUAAAUCGUAUCCGCGAUUUUGGAUCCCAUCAGGAAUCGGCAGGAACUUCUGAGUUGGAGAUUGGUGAAUCAUCUUCCCCAAAGCGAGCGAAGCGAUGA